Messenger RNA from Paraglomus occultum, 275 nucleotides. The record is from the annotation of a GenBank genome assembly. NCBI's taxonomy places the organism in Eukaryota, Fungi, Glomeromycota, Glomeromycetes, Paraglomerales, Paraglomeraceae.
AUGCCUAUAAUACACUUGUUCCAACCAAUUCGCUCAACACCAGAUGGAACCAGUACUGUAAAAGUGGUGCCACCUGACGUACUCGAUCCACCAGACCCAUCAGCGUUAGUAGGACUUGCUGCUGUAGGAACAAGUGUAGUACCCGCAGGAGUAUAUGGUGGGCCACCUGACGUACUCGAUCCACCAGACCCAUCAGCGUUAGUAGGACUUGCUCCUGUAGGAACAAAUGUAGUACCCGCAGGAGUAUAUGGUGGGCCAUAUGUAGUACUCGUGAA